CCUACAUAUCUUGCUGUAGGGGUCAUGUCCUUACGGAAAGAUGGUUCCUACUAUGCGGAUGUGGCCAGUACGUCUGGGAUGGACAUGUUUGUCUAUUGCCAGGCGCUCCUGGAGCUCAGCGAGCUCCCCACCAACCCCACUGCCACUGCGCUCCCGGAUGCUCCUCCUCCUGGUCCAGCAUUUCCACGACGUCGAGGCGAUAGUCAGCUGGAGCUCCUGGCUAAGGAACUGGACUCUGCAACAGAAGAAUGUUUACUACAGUUAUGCUCAGAAGCAGUUUGGGAACAAUGCGGCAGCAGCAUUUUACAUCUUGAACCUGAAGGGAGGAUUCAGGUUGGCGGGACAGUCGGAUUGGUUCAGACCAAAUGCAAAGGGGAAGUUCAGCUUGGAUUUCAUCAAUUUCUCAGACCUCCCCAUCGAGGAGGUGGAUGCCAGUGGCACAGUGAUCAACUACAUGGGACUUAACAACCUGGUGAGUCAACAGAAACUGCGUUUUCUCUCACUGCGCGGGUGCCCUGAAGUGGACGACUGGUUCCUGUCCCGCCUGCACAUAUUCAAGGACAGCUUGGAGGAGCUCGACCUGUCUGGCUGCUCUCGUGUGUCUGUUGGGGGUCUUGCUGCCUUGCAUCACCUGAGGAAACUGCGGAAACUCGACCUGUCGUCCCUCCCGCGCCUGCAGAGCCCAGGGCUGGUGCGCAUCUUGCUGGAGGAGGUUCUCCCUCACUGUCACAUCAUGGGAGUUGAGUACCAGGAGGGUCUGCAGUCCACCGGGGCAGAGACUCACAUGGAGGCGACAAGUGACCAGCAGACUGGAGAGCUUUCACAGACCAAUGAGCAGGACAGUGGUACACACAGAUGACCAGAAACAUGCUGUGAUAUUUACUGAACAGACUCACAAACAUGAGCGAGUGAAAGGAAAUCCAAUCAGUUUAGCCUCAUGUUAUAUGCUACUACCUGUUCGUGGGCCAGACUCCAGUAAGGAUGUCAGCCCUCUGAUUGUCAAAAUGUGAACCGAUGUUAUUUAUAAGAUGUUUCCAGAGACAACUUGUCUGUCAUAUGAGCACAGUUAGGUUUACAGCGUAGUGAACUGCUGUUAAAUUUGAAUCACAUUUCCGGAUACAAAACUUCUGCAGUUCAGUUACUUAAACUUGUUACAAUCAACAGUGUGGUUGUAACAGCUGGAUGUUGUCAGUGCAACGAAUUGUGCAUUUACCUCCCAUACUUCAGUUAGUUUUAUUCUGUUAUGAGCAAUAUUCUGAAGGGUGCCGAAAAAUGGAAAUCAUUGUAAUAAUUAUUAAUGGUUUAUAUAACUUUAUUUUAUGAACAGUGUGUUUGAGUUAUAAUUAUGGAUGCAAUUAGGUCGUUCAGUUUUUUAGUUGUAAUUUAGUUUCGUUUCUGCAUCAAUGACAGAAAUAUACAAACAAUAUUUUUAUUUAUGGUUUAUUCCAGUGUUACCUGUUGGUUGUUCUAAAACAUUACUGACUCAUCA
Messenger RNA from Brienomyrus brachyistius, 1489 nucleotides. RefSeq names its product distal membrane arm assembly component 2 (gene dmac2). The transcript has 6 exons. The record is from RefSeq and is a predicted model, not a curated record. Lineage: Eukaryota; Metazoa; Chordata; Actinopteri; Osteoglossiformes; Mormyridae. Bases 41 to 859 code for a protein of 272 amino acids.